AUGAGCGGAUACGGAUAUGAUCAAAAUAUAUCGGAGGUGAAGAAAGUGGACAAGGAAGAGAAAAUAUUAUCACAAUAUAAGAGUCUAAACAGCCUUUCCGAUCGAUACUUUUUUGGAUUAAGAGACUUGUUGGAGACUGGAAAGAGGAAAUUAUGGGAGCCCUAUUUCCGAAAAGCCUUUGAAACAUUUACACAACUUUGGAAAUUCCAAUUGGAACAUCGCGCAGUGUUGGAGAAGAAUGGAUUGAAACGAUAUGAAAUAGGAUUCAUUGCCUCUCGUAUUGGACAACUCUACUAUUUAUACUAUCUUAGAACAGGCGACAUGAGAUGUUUGAAUGAAUCAUUUCGAUUUUACGAAGCAAUACACACAAGAGCUUAUUUUAAAAACAUGGACUUGGAGGAAGUGUUAGUUAAUUCCAUGUUGAGAUACUAUGCACGAUUUAUUGUUGUGUGCUUGUUUUUGAACAAGAGACAACAUAUCAACGAUAUUUUACCAGAGUUUAGCGACAGUAUUAACUUAUACUUAACACAUUUCAACAUUGCUGACAAAGGAGAACAGUGGUCUCUCGUUUUGGAAGAGCUUGAAAAUUUUUUGAAGGCAGAAACUAAGGUCACUAUUGAUCAAUCAAUAGAUCUCAUUCAAUAUCGGUCGAACACACCCAUACUAAAAUCCAAACACAAAAAACCCCAAUCUAUCCCAAAAUCAAAUAAUGGAAUACCAAAUUAUUUAUAUGAAACCCAGCCAAAAAGUGGUAACACCACUCCCUCAUCAGAAGAUUCCAGUUCCCCUUCAGAUAAUUCAAUAGAAGACACAAUUUUUUCUCAGCCUCAGUAUAAUGCAAUCAAACUAACUGAUGCAAUUCUUGUCACAAGCAGAAAGGUUACUGUCAAAUUUAGUGAGCUAUCUCUAGAUGUUUUAAGAAUAAUGCAGUCUUUGGAGAAAACAUCUAUGAAUGAAAAACAGUCUGCCAUACGCAAGCAGAUGUUAUACAGACCAUCAUGCUCUGACCUUUUAGUGCAUUUGGCCAAUACCUUGGAUUCAGAAUUUACCUCGGAUUUACCAUCAACAACUAAUGCAACAUUUUUAUACAUUUCUGCCGAUUCGUCGAAGUUUGGCAUUAUUCUUGACAGCAAACGUAGAAACACUACUUUUACGAUCGGUGAAAACGAUGAAGUUGAUACCAACCUUUUGAACUCAAAUUGUUUCACUAUUCAAGAUAUCAUUCCAUUCACAAGAAAACCACUUUUCAUGAUUUUCGAAAGCGAAAAUACUGCUACCUUAAUUCCCCAAGAUCAAGUCGAACACUCAUACUUUGUGUCGUUGUUUUCACCCAAGACGUACAUUUCCCAAAUACAUGAUUCUUCCACAACUGGAUCAUUUUUCACUUUUUUCCUUACAUCCCCCAUUCUUGCAUUCUUGUUUUUAUCGGGAGUAAAGAAUGUUGAGGGACGCACAUUCAAAGACUGCGAAAUUCUUGUGCAGAGUAGUUUUAACGAGCUCUACAAACUUCUUUCACAAGACGAAUAUUUGGAUGUAUCAAUCAAAGCGUUCCUGGAAAAUGAGAACACAAGAUCAUACAUUCUAAGAUUCAUGUUAUGUCACACGACGAUGAGACUGUUUAUUGAAAAGAAUUUAUUGCUCGAAUUUGACGAAAAUUCUGAACAAAAGAAAGAUUACUUGCCCUCUUCAUACCCUCCGAUUAAUUGCUUGAGCUCUGAAACAUCCGCUGAAACGACAUUACUUGUUAAAGUUGUCUCUCAGCUUGUGGAAAAACUUGAAAUCGACGACUCUCUAUUCUUCAAAUAA
Molecule: messenger RNA, 1806 nt
Organism: Naegleria fowleri
Lineage: Eukaryota; Heterolobosea; Eutetramitea; Acrasida; Naegleriidae
Exons: 5
Coding region: 1-1806 (601 amino acids)
Biological process (GO): DNA-templated transcription
Cellular component (GO): nucleus
Molecular function (GO): transcription corepressor activity
Source: RefSeq, a predicted model, not a curated record